CGUGAUAAUUCAACGGUGGAGUUGGCAGUGGUUGCUAACGUGCGCCGCCGCCACGUCGUCCCGGUUCCCUAGACUUCACCGAUCAUCACCACUCUCACUCGUGUUGACGCAUCACCACACUUGUGGCUCACGUUAGACCCUUCCCUCGUUAAUGCCUUGAUCACGGGAGUUCAACGGUAUUAUAUAAAAAGAGUGGCAAUUAAACUGGAACCAUUCUUGUCUGGGGUUCUUUCCGGCCGGCCGUUUUCCAUCUUCAAAUCUUGGUAAAACCCAUCAAGAUUUUCCUCCAAAGCUAAUCAAACCAAAGUAUUGGAGCCAUGGGAACUGCUGACUUUGCUGUUGGCAAUGUGUAUGCUAACAAUCUUGAGUCAGAACAUGAAGAAGUCUCAUCAAGUGGAGAGCGCAUCCAAGAGAUGCAGAGCACUAUGAUUCUUUUAAACAGGGCUGAUAUGGACUUGGCAUAUUCUUCUGAGAAAUUGGCAAACUUGCAUGUACUUUUGAUGCUCCUUUUGGGAUGGGAUGAUGAUCCUGAAGUUAUGAGCUUGGAGAACAAUGAUAUGUCAGCUAAAUUCAUUGAAAACGCAUUGGUAUUUGAUCUUUUGUCUGGAAUUUUAGACUCUGAGUUAAGAGAAGUGGAAAGUUUCUUGGAUACACUAAAAGAGGAAAUUGUUGAUGCCCGUCAUAAAAUAUCUUCAGGCAGACAUUUUAGAGAACUAUUCCUUAUAAUGGGAGAGAAGUUGCGUGAUUCUGAAGAAUCUUUGAGACAAUGUCAAGAGCGGGUCUUGGAAGUGAAAAUGCACUUAAUCAAGUUUCAGAGAUCCAUUUCAUAUUUCAGGCCUGCAAACUGUAACAAUGAUGAGGCCUUGGAUAUAUCAGCCAAUGCUCUACCAUCAGAUAUCAACGGAAAGUUAAAGGAGCAGACUGCUGAACAGCAGAGAUAUAUUCUACGGAUGCUGGAGAAAUCUCUUGCAAGAGAGCUAGACCUUGAGAAGAAAUUAUCAGUAUUAGGACAAAAUGAAGAACAGGUGAAGCUGAAGCUACAUUACACUGAACAGGUAGCUUCUCGCAUGGAAGAAGCGGCAGAAGUUGUUUGGGGAAGAUUUUUGGAGGCAGAUAAUGCUGCUGAGGUACUCAUGGGGAUUUCAAAGGAAUUGCUUGGUCGACUUCAGGUUGCUCAGUUUAAUUUAAAUGGCUCAAUCCAACGAGAAGCUGAGCUUAAAUCUAAAUUUCAGGUUUGCAUGGAGGAGUUGAAUGCCAAAAACCUUGUGUUACAGAAGCUUGAAAGCAGCAAUGUGGAACAAGUUGCGAUAGUUUCUGAAGUAUUUGAUUUGAGGGAAAAAGUGAUAUUACUUGAGGAACAAUUGAAACAGUCUGAAUUCCAGCUGAAGGAUGCAAGUGACUGCAAUGAAGUAAGUCAAGAGCAGCUUCAUGAAAUGGAAAGUGUUAUUGAGUCACUGAAAGAUAACAUUUAUGAAGCAGAAAGUAGGGCUGAAAGUGCACAAGCCAAGGUUACUGAGUUAACAGAUGCAAACUUGGAGCUUAAUGAAGAGUUGAAUCUUCUUAAAAGUAACGAUGAGAACAAGACAAAUAAGGUGGCCUCACUUGAGAAGCAAUCGCAUGAGUUGGAGAAUCAACUACAGCAUGCAAAGGCAUCUUCUGAAGCAAGUCAAGAGCAGAUGAAUAUGUUAUACUCUGCAAUUUUGGAUAUGGAAACAUUAAUAUCAGAUCUAAAUUCAAAAGUUUCAAAAGCUGAAAGUAAAACCGAGGAGGUAGAGGAGCAGUGUAUAGAAUUAUCUGAAUCCAAUUUCACACUUAAUGAAGAAAUUAGCAUCCUGAGGGGCAAAAUUCAAUGCUUGGAGGCAUCCUUGGACCAAGCCAAUGAUGCAAAAGAAGCAAGAGCUAAGGAAAUUAAUCACAGGACCAAGAUAAUCAUGGACAUGGUUCUGAAACUAUCCACAGAAAGAGAGCGCAUCCAGAAGCAGCUGUGUUCAGUGACAAACGAGAAUGAACUAUUGAUGGAAAAGUUACAGAGUGUAGAAAGAAAAAAUACGUCCAGAACUAUGUGUGAUAUAGAAGAUGCUGAUGACAAAGGGUUGCUGUUUUCCAAGGAUGAUUCAACUAAAGCUACCCACUCAAAAAUGUGUAAUGAAGCAGUCUCCUCAGCAACAACUGCACAGGCAGGUGGAUGAAUCAUCAGAAGAUGCAUCAUUCUGUAAAACCAAUGUUGAGUCUGCCGUUUCCAUAAAAGAUUCAAAUAACAAUGCUGUGAAGGAAAUGGAGAGAGGCCACCUUAAACUCCCACUCACUUUUAUGGCAAUUCUGGUUGUCCUAUUGUCUGCAUUAUCAGCUUAUUUGUUGAACAAGAAUCACAUCUUCUUUGAUUAUUUUGGAUAGCCAAGCUUCUUCAUUACAUUAAAUUUGUGUGUUUGUGGGCACAAAUUGUGCCCCAUCAUGUAUAUACCUUCUUUUGUUUGAUUCAUUCGUGUGAUUCAUCUUGUAUAUUAACUUGGACAUGAUAUUUUAUUUGAUUUCAUUAUUUAUAAGAUAUCAUGUAUGCAUAUUUUUUAUGUUUUAUGUGCAAAGCACUUGUUCUCACUAAUCCUCGCACUCAUUAUUGAGAAAAAAAAUAAAAAAUUUCUUUGAAC
Messenger RNA from Rubroshorea leprosula, 2645 nucleotides. Lineage: Eukaryota; Viridiplantae; Streptophyta; Magnoliopsida; Malvales; Dipterocarpaceae. The record is from the annotation of a GenBank genome assembly.